AUGAGCGGCCAUCUGAACCCGAAGGACUCGAUGAAGUCCACAUGGCGUCAGCUAGAUCACGCCGAAUGGACCAUCUUCCACUGGUUCUAUGAGAUACUUGGUAUCCAUCCGGUGACUUUGGACAAAGAGGUACCUGUUCACGAUAAGCAAGAGAAGGUGCCCUACAUGGCGGAAUGGCAUACACACCGCUGGGUGCUCAUCCACUCGUUCAUUCCGAUCGCUAUCCAUCAUGUGUAUACGUCUUAUACCGGUCACAACCUAAGCCCCCUGGCUGCCUUCGUCUUUUAUAGUGCGGCUUUCAAGGCCAUCGCCAUUCAUGAGAUACACAUCCUUCGUCGCUUGGGUCAUGCUCUUGGAUUCCUCGAUGGCGACCAGCACGAGCGGGAUGGGGUGCCGGAUGUCGGUGUGCAGAAGGUCGUCCACUCACUGGUCUCGACCUCGACCUUUCGCCCUAUGUUCACCGUGUUCCUCAGCUAUCGCGCCAGCCAACCGCCGUCGACUAUGAAUUGGCUCUGGCUCCCCCUCGAAGCCGGACUUUACGGAAUCAUCCUCGACUUUUGGUUUUAUUGGUAUCACCGGUUGAUGCACGAGGUCAACGGUCUCUGGAAAUACCACCGGACCCACCACCUGACAAAGCACCCCAAUCCACUCUUGACCCUGUACGCCGAUACUGAACAGGAGUUCUUCGAUAUUGCCGGCAUUCCGCUCAUGACCUACUUCAGCAUGAAGCUGAUGGGCUUCCCUAUGGGUUUCUACGAGUGGUGGAUCUGCCACCAGUAUGUUGUUUUUGCCGAGAUCGCGGGGCACAGCGGCCUCCGUCUGCACACCGUACCACCCAAUACCCUCUCCUGGCUCCUCCGGAUCUUCAAUGCCGAACUGAUCAUUGAAGACCAUGACAUCCACCACCGCCGGGGAUGGAAGAAGAGUGCUAACUAUGGCAAACAAACCCGUCUGUGGGAUCGUGUAUUCGGCACAUGCGGAGAUCGGGUUGAAUGCUACAGGGACAACAUCGACUACGAUACCCAAAUUUCUAUGCCAUUGAUUUGA
Molecule: messenger RNA, 1047 nt
Organism: Aspergillus pseudotamarii
Lineage: Eukaryota; Fungi; Ascomycota; Eurotiomycetes; Eurotiales; Aspergillaceae
Product: sterol desaturase family protein
Exons: 1
Coding region: 1-1047 (348 amino acids)
Biological process (GO): ergosterol biosynthetic process
Molecular function (GO): iron ion binding; C-4 methylsterol oxidase activity
Source: RefSeq, a predicted model, not a curated record